AUUUAAAUCACAAACCUUCGCAAACAAAUGUCAAUUUUGUAUUAGAAGUUGGCAAAGCAAGUUGCGAUUUGUGAUUUUUCGCAAUAUUAAUGGAAUUUGUGAUGUGACUGCGUUUAAAUAGCGCGUGUUUAUAUAUUUUACUCAAAAUGGGGAUAUUUACAUCUUGCUGCAGACCUUCAGCUUCGAAUGUAUUGACUCCAGACACAGAAACCAGACGUCGACAGCAGGUUGAAGCAGCUGAGCGAAGGCGUGCGGAGGAGGCCAGCCGUGGUGUUAAAGAUCCAGAGAAAGUUAGACGCAUGCAACAGCGCUCUGAGGAAAUGGAGCAACGUGAGAGGGAGUUGCAGAAGGGUGGGGGUGCUACUUUAAAGUGGACGGCCGACUGAGAUCAGGAGAAACGUGGGAGCACCCAGCCUCCUGCGGAACGUUAUAAAUACAUCAACUGACCACUGCAAGAUUAAUGGUACUAGUGUCUUGAUUACUCCAGGAAAAUUUUAAUUUCUUUUGUUUGUACCUCAUGAUUGCACCAAUUUGCACAUUUCUCCAAACAAACAUGGUAAUAACUUUAUAAGUUAUGCUCCUCAAAUUUUGUGCAUAUCAUGGUUUUUAAUAUUUUAGCAGUUGUUUCAAAACUGCAUUAAUUAUGGUAUUAAAUUUUUUUAUCACUAGCAUAGAAAACUUAUAUUGUCUGGAGAUAAAACCGGAUAGAAUGUUUGAAAUGGUGAAUGCAGAAUAUUAGUUCGUUAAUUUACUGAAAAAAGUUUUAUGGUAUCUAAAACAAAGGUGCAUUCCACACAGAAAUUACUUUUUGUUGAGCAACUAUAAUAGCACCUGUGUAGUAAGUUUUUAUAACAUAAAUGCUGCCACUUUUUUUUUUAAAUAUA
Molecule: messenger RNA, 884 nt
Organism: Pararge aegeria (speckled wood butterfly)
Lineage: Eukaryota; Metazoa; Arthropoda; Insecta; Lepidoptera; Nymphalidae
Gene: Svip
Product: small VCP/p97-interacting protein
Exons: 3
Coding region: 147-386 (79 amino acids)
Biological process (GO): negative regulation of retrograde protein transport, ER to cytosol; negative regulation of VCP-NPL4-UFD1 AAA ATPase complex assembly; positive regulation of autophagy
Cellular component (GO): endoplasmic reticulum membrane
Source: RefSeq, a predicted model, not a curated record